Pseudo-nitzschia multistriata is the source of this 1309-nucleotide messenger RNA. NCBI's taxonomy places the organism in Eukaryota, Bacillariophyta, Bacillariophyceae, Bacillariales, Bacillariaceae. The record is from the annotation of a GenBank genome assembly.
CGCUACUCCACUCCACCUAGGUACGUACGUACAACGUACUACAACACCGCAAUCAUUUUCACUCUAAUGCUGAAAAAACGAAGCACUUCGUACUGUACUGUGUUUCAAACAACAUCCCGGAUCGUACCCCACCACUGUCGUUUGAGGCUGCUCCCGACCUCGAAGACUCGCCAUCGACACCGCACCAACAGCCAGCGACCUCUCCGCAGAGUUCCUUGCAACACCGAUCGAGACCGAGACGGCACAAGUAGCUUUUUCAACAUGCCGAAACGCAAACAAAGAAACCACCCCGUUUCCGACGACGAGGGCGAUUCCGGGGGCGAGGAGGCCGGUUGGACCCAAGACAGCGGCACGGGCGAAGACGUGGUGCUCUUCUCGCAAUUGAUGCCCGAGCCCUCUCAGAGCGUCCUGCCGGAGCGUCCCGGAGAACGCAAGAACAUUGACAAAAUGGACCGCGAGGCACAAGAGAAAUCCCUUUCCGCCGUUUCCCGGAUGAUUCUUUUCCGGGCGUUCGAGAGGGAGCCCAUCGAUCGCCUCAAGAUCAUCAAAGACGCCGGCAUCAGCGGCUCGGAUCGCAUCGGAUCCGCCGCGUUCAACGAGGCUUCCCAGCGCCUUCGAAACGUGUUUGGGUUCGAAUUGAACCGGAUUCCGAAGUACAUGGAAAACAUGAAGGGACUGCCGGCCAAGUUCAAGGAUCGCCACUACGUGCUCAACGGGGCGGUCGACGACGACAGAGGAACCCACAGCCGGCAGAUUCACGGCGUUCACGAGGGAUCGAUGAUCGAAAGAGGGUUCAUCAUGCUGGUCAACGGGUUGAUCUUUUGCAAGGGGGAGUCGAAGGGCAACUCGAUGCGCAAGAUAUUGGAGCGAGAUCUGUACAAGUACUUGCACCGGGUGGACGACGCCAUUCCCGAGGAGCCACCGGCCCAGGGCACCUCCCGUGCCAAGGCACGCACGCAGUAUCGCUCGGGCGCAAGAACGGAAACCCAUACUCCCAACGCGGAUGCCCUGCUGGAGCAGUGUGCCCACUGGGACUACUUUGUGAAGGAGAAGGCUACGGAAGAGAACUGCCCCUUUCAAAACCUGGAGGAAGGAGACGUCUUGUAUUCCAUGGGGCCGCGUUCCGCAAUGGAAAUCGGGCGAAAGCAGAUCAUUGCCUUUUGCGCCUCGAUUCUGGGCGAAGAGCCCGAUCUUUCGAUGAUUGGCGAGGUCGACGACGACAUCAAAGAGGAGGAAGGGCCCGACGAUUGCGUAGAACAGGAGAGCCAGCUUGCGUCGUAGGGGCGAUUGCGGCGCGUGCACUCUAUGC